This is a messenger RNA of Euleptes europaea (tarantolino), 1945 nucleotides long. It is a transcript of the gene GLMN, whose product is annotated as glomulin, FKBP associated protein. Gene Ontology annotation, cellular component: cytoplasm. The record is from RefSeq and is a predicted model, not a curated record. Gene Ontology annotation, molecular function: ubiquitin-protein transferase inhibitor activity. The coding region runs from base 77 to 1879 and encodes 600 amino acids. The transcript is spliced from 18 exons. NCBI's taxonomy places the organism in Eukaryota, Metazoa, Chordata, Lepidosauria, Squamata, Sphaerodactylidae.
UGAAUGAUCAGAUAAAGUAUUUUUCAUUCAGGUAUGUUCUUUAACUUGUGGCAGAGCUCUUGAAGAUCAGAAAAUAAUGGCAGAAGAAGAAUUUCGAGACGUAAUACAAAGAUGUCAAAUACUGGCUGAGGAGGACUUUAAAGGAGAAGAUUUUUACCAUUUCCAAGCUGCAGGAAAGAGGUGCUUGGAAGAGGGGUAUAUAACUGAAGUAUUAGAAAUAAUUCAAAAUGAGAAAAACAAGGUUAUUGUCAAAAGCAUGGGCUGGAAUCUUGUGGGUCCUCUGAUCAGAUGUAUACAUGACUAUAAAGAAGAUGACAUUGAGAGAGAUCGCUGCAAGAAAAUAUUAGAUAAGUUGGUGAAGUUGUGCAAUCCAAAAGAGCUUGUUCUGGGUUUUCUGGAGCAGAUUGAACAAACAUCUAAGGAACAGAUGUCCCAAUCUGUCUUGGUUUUGCUUAAGCCUCUGCAGGAAGUGCUUCUGAAACUUCAUAGAAAUAAAGCAUAUUCAAUCGGGUUGUCGCUGUCUACCAUUUUGAACCAGAUCUCCCUUCUGCCGGUACCUUUCACAGCGCAGCAACUACAAGAAGAUAUACAUGGCCUCUGCCACUGUUGUAAUGCUUUAACAGAUUUUGUUCAUCCUUUUGUGGAUGAAGUUGUUAGGCACAUGGAGACCUCAGAUGGAGACUGUGAAGCUCUGAAGGCAGAAUUGAUAAGCUUUUGCCUGAAGAGCUUGAAAUAUCCCUUACUAAUGGCAGAGUUUGUACAAUUGCCUGAGGACACUGUCAAGCAUCCCUUAAGACAGUUUGCUGCUGAUAUACUAGGAAUUUUGCUGGAUAUUAGAGAAUUGAUUCCCAAAGUAUUCCCUCAACAUGGAUGCAGAAAUCAAACUUGGGAUAAUGAAGGCUUAGUGGAAAUAGAACAAGAACAGUCAGCAGAUUCUUUGGCAUGUCUGUCUUAUAUCAUCUUUGUUCAGGACUUUGGAAUGAACUAUUUUCCAGCAGUUUUCCACCCCUCAUACAUUCUGCAGUGCAACAUAGUACACAUUCAAGUUCUGCUAGAAAGGAAAGAAGAAUCUGUAUUAUCAAAAGGACUUGAUCUGUUGGAGAGCUGUCUACUGAGGCUGGAAGAUAAUAGCCUUUUCCUUCAGUACUUGGAGUUCAAAGGCUUUAUUACAAUACCUCAGGAAUUGGUAAAAGUGAUGACGUUGUGUCCUUUUGAACCUCUGAGAAAGAAGAGUUUAAAGCUUUUACAGCUCUAUAUAAACAAGUUUGAGGACGAAGGAAAAUACACAUUGUUCAGGUGUCUGUUGAAGACAAGUAACCAUUCUGGUGUGGAAGCAUACAUUAUCCAAAAUAUUAAAAAUCAGAUUGAUUUAUCCUUAAAGAGUGCAAAGGGUAGUAAAUGUUUUUCUGGACUCCACCUGGUUUCACUGUUAGACACUGUGCUCUUGCUUCCUGAAGGAGCUGAAACUGACCUUCUCCAGAGCUCGGACAGGAUUAUGGCGUCUCUAAAUCUGCUGAGAUAUUUAGUCAUUAAGGAUAAUGAAAAUGACAAUCAAACAUGUGUAUGGACAGAACUUAACAAGAUUAAGAAAAAUUUCUUGAAGCCCUUACACACUGGACUUAAUAUGUCAAGGGCACAUUACGAAGCAGAAAUAAAGAAUAAAAAAGAGAACAAAAGAGAAUCCCACACUUCUAAGACAGUUUGCUCUCUGACAGUAGCUGGGGAAAGGAUGCCUGCGAUGACAACUGAAAUGGAACUUCAGGUUCUUCAGUCGGCUCUCUUCACAUUUGACUUAAUAGAGAGUGUUCUGGCCAGGGUAGAAGAGCUCAUUGAAGUCAAAACAAAAAUAGCAGCUGAAGAAAAUUCUGCAGUCAAAUGAAAGUUUGCCUCCCAUACCCCAGCUAUGUUUCACAUUAUGCACUUCAUUCUGACUUGACUCGAAGGA